Messenger RNA from Austrofundulus limnaeus, 4222 nucleotides. RefSeq names its product SRC kinase signaling inhibitor 1a (gene srcin1a). Gene Ontology annotation, biological process: regulation of dendritic spine morphogenesis. The record is from RefSeq and is a predicted model, not a curated record. Gene Ontology annotation, cellular component: postsynaptic density; cytoplasm; actin cytoskeleton. Lineage: Eukaryota; Metazoa; Chordata; Actinopteri; Cyprinodontiformes; Rivulidae.
CAACAACCCAACUACUGGAGCUUUAAGAGCCGCAGCCCGCGACAUUCCCAGUCGACCCAGUCUGGGCUCGCCGACCAGGCUGCCAAGCUUUCCUUUGCCUCCGCUGAGUCCCUGGAGACCAUGUCAGAAGCAGACAUUCCUCUCGGGUUCAACCGGAUGAACCGAUUUCGCCAGAGCCUGCCACUGUCUCGCUCUGCCAGCCAGAAUAAGCUCCGAUCUCCAGAUGAAUUAUCAGGCGUGCUGUUCCUGCAGUAUGGAGAUGAGACACGUCGAGUUCACAUCACCCACGAGCUGAGCAGCAUGGACACGCUGCACGCUCUUAUCGUGCACAUGUUCCCUCAGAAGCUAACGGCGGGGAUGCUGAAGUCGACCAACACGGCUAUCCUGAUCAAAGACGAGGCCCGGAACGUCUUCUACGAGCUGGAGGACGUCCGGGACAUUCAGGACCGCAGCAUCAUUAAGAUUUACCGCAAAGAGCCCAUUUAUGCUUCUUACCCUGCGACUGCACAUCUGGCUAACGGUGACCUGAGGAGAGAAAUGGUGUACUCCUCCCGCGAAUCCUCCCCAACGCGCCGCCUCAACACCCUCCCAUCCUCCACGGCCUCGGCGUCCUCCGGGUCUCCGUCCCGCUCGCGCCUUUCGUACAGCGGGGGCCGUCCUCCGUCCCUAAGCGGGAACCACCCCCAGCACGAGCAGCAGAGGCAUCCGCACCACCCUCCCGCCGGCCACGGUGCCAACAUGGGGCUGUCUCCUUCGCCCAGCGCCAUCUUGGAGCGCCGCGACGUCAAGCCCGACGAAGAGGUCUCUGCUAAAAAGCUGGCCCUGAUGAAAAACGAGAGCCUGUACGCGGAUCCGUACAGUUUGAUGAACGAGGGGCGCCUCAGUAUCGCCUCCACGCAGUCGCUGGCGGCCAUCGGGGACCCCUUCAGCUACCCUGUCACCACCGGGCUGUACCGCCGCGGCUCGGUACGCUCCCUCAGCACCUACUCAGCUGCGGCUCUUCAGGGGGACCUGGAGGACUCGUUCUAUAAGCCCGGCGGCCCGCUUUACUCCGACACCUACUCCUCUGCCACGCUGGGCAUGGGUUUCCGCAUGCCGCCCUCAUCGCCCCAAAAAAUCCCUGACAUGCAGCUGAGGGACAGGGACUCUUACUCCAGCUCGCCCAGACCCUCGCCCGUCAGACAGACUUUCCGCAAAGACUCUGCUUCAUCGUCUGUGUUUGUGGAGAGCCCAAAGUCGAGGCCCAGCUCUGGGUCAGACCCUUUGUGCCUCACAGGUUUGCCGGGAGAGGGAAACCGGGCCGGACCUGGUUUUGGUUCUUUAUCUGGACAAGAUGGAGACACCAGCAGGGAUCAUCGCCUGGAGCGUAUGGAGGCCAUGGAAAAGCAAAUCGCCAGCCUUACCGGCCUCGUCCAGAGCGUGUUGACCAGGGCACCAGACAGUGAUAGCACAUGCGGCCUACUGCGUCUCUGCAUGAUGGCGGGCUGCCCUCCGGACCAAGGGACGGAGUUUUCACGGCCAUUACCUUUCUCUUCCAGCGAGAAGACGGAAACCAACAGUGAUGGCUCGGCCACUGGAACUGGACGACCGAAGCAGAAAGCGAACACACCGUCAGCACCUCUAGCUCUGAUGCCGCCYCCGCCUUCUAACACAACACCGGUGAACAGCGUGGGCCGCUUGCAGAUGAAGCUUCAUCUGCACGGUCUUCAGCAAAACGCCACCGACCUGCGCAAACAGCUCGCUCAGCUACGSAAGACGCAGCUUGAAAACCAGGAUUCGGUGCGAACUCUGCUGAAACGGACCGAGGCGGAGCUGAACGUGCGCGUGGCAGACACCCUGAGGAAGCAGGAGGAUCCUCUGCAAAGACAGCGCCUCCUCGUGGAGGAGGAGCGACUCAAAUACCUCAAUGAGGAGGAGCUCAUCAUCCAGCAGCUCCACGACCUGGAGAAGUCGGUGGAGGAGAUCCAGAAGGAGUCGUCUGUCAACCACAAGCUGGUGACGGUGCAGGAGCUGGAGGAGAAGUCGAAUGUUCUGAGAAAGCUGGGAGAAACACUCACAGAGCUGAAAAAUCAGUUCCCGAGCCUGCAGAGUAAAAUGCGYGUGGUGCUGCGGGUGGAGGUAGAAGCCGUCAAAUUCCUUAAAGAAGAACCGCACAGACUUGACGCCCUGUUAAAACGCUGCAAGACAAUAACUGACACCCUCGCCACGAUGCGCAAGCAGGCAAACGAAGGCGUGUGGAAGAAGCAAGACAACUUCUCUAAUCCUUUAUCAAAGCACAGUGAUGACUUGCAAAAAUUUCCCGGCUUUGACAUCACCACCAGCCCACCACUCACCAUCAAUGACCUUGGGGGAGGAAACAGCCUUUCUAACUGGAGCCCUCACUCCAGCCUCAGUCGAGGUCUCGGUAACCCAGCUGGCUCUCACAAGGACAAUCAUCCUCCAGUUCCCCACAAGGGCAAAGCUCUGGAGGAGCUGGAGCGCCGCGCUGCUGCUGACAAAGCUUUGUCCAUGGAAGUCCGACUGGCAGCGGAGCGGGACUGGGAGGAGAAGCGGGCCAGUCUCACCCAGUACAGUGCCCAGGACAUCAACCGGCUGCUAGAGGAGACCCAGGCUGAGUUAAUGAAAGCUAUUCCAGACCUGGACUUUGCUGCCAAGCAGAUCAAACCUUCAUCCAACUCGCCAUCAACCCAAAACCCCCAAAGUGGAGCAGCAACUCUGGAGCACCGCUCCAACAAGCCUCAACACAAGCUUUCUGCAAAAGAAGGGGGGUCCAGACGCGGCUCAGAUGAGCUGACCAUACCCAGAUACCGCACAGAGAAACCCUCCAAGUCCCCCCCACCUCCGCCACCCAGACGCAGUUUCCCCUCGUCUCCAGGAGUCACCACUCGCAGCGGAGAGCCACUUGUUCCUGGGAAAAGUAUAAAGAAGUCUGAAUCUGAAGAGACUGAUGCACAAAAGCCUCACACAAAAUUGAGAAGAACCAUGUCUGAAAACCCUCGUCCUGCUUCCACACCCCCGACACUGGCCUCUGGAGAGAAGGACGAAGGAGACGUGGAGAAAAUUGUUGCAGAACUGGAGGGAGGAAAAUUGUCUGCGGUCCCUCACAUCGUGCUGACAGAGUGUUUGCCAGCUGCUCUCGCUCCUUCACAAAGUCCUAGGAGAGAUUUAGCCAAUUAUCUUGUGGAAGAGAGCCCAACACGAGAUGUGAGCGGUCAUCACGUCGUCUACAAACCCACAGUUUUAAGGGAGGGGCUUUCAGGUGAAUGUGCUCUUCAACAGGAGGAGUACCUUUUGGAUGGAAACUUCAAACAGAAAAUGGCCUUGCUUUUGACUGAACGGGAGCUGAGGGUGGUGUCUCCUCACGAGGCCCAGCAGCUUUGGAGGACAGGCAAAGUUCUGCAGACUCUGACCGUCUCGUCACAAACUAAACCAAUCUCUGAAGCUGAGCUGAGUGAACGACCUGUCCUCAUGCUCUUUAGAAAGGAAAGCACUCCCAGAGAUGCCUACAAAUUGCUCCACUCCCUGCUGGAGUUGUCUAAACCGGUUCCCAAACCCAGGGUGAAAUGUUCCCACCAACCCAGCCAGCAGAGCUCCCUGCUGGAGGCUCUGGAGAGAGGGAUGGAGACCGGGGACAGCACGGUGAUGUUUCUCACUGAUGAAAGUAAAACACAGCAGAGCUCGUUGGAUGGCAGCUCUGUGGACAGUCUCGUCAGUCGGAGGAGGAUGACACCAGAUGUUCGACUCAGUACCUACAAAAGGCUGGACAGCUUGGAGGAAACCAUUCGGGAGCUGGAGAACACCUUGAUCGAGAUCGGUGGCCAUCCGACAGCAGACGAUCUCUACACUGAAGCAACCAGAACCUCACCGAGGACUGGCAGUCUGACUUCAGAGACCAGGAAGCCAGCAGUCCCACCGAAACCAUCAUCCAUCCAGGUUCAUUGCUUCUUGUUGCCGCGUGAAUUUUCCGCUCCACUUCCCCUCUUUUGCUUCUUCUCUGCGGGUGUCUUCUGGAACUUUACUCUUUAAGCUUCUGAUGUCUGUUCCCUGAUCGGAUUGAAAAUAUGUUGACAGACAACAGACUUCCUUUUCCAUUCUGUGCUGAGAGGUGUUGCUGCUGUCCUGCUGAACCCAGAGUGAUUGAUUAUCGAUCAAAUAUGACAGGCUUUUUUUGCCAAUUUAGCUAAUUUCACCUCUGGUCAAAUAAACGUAUAAAUAAUGCAAA